GAUGGGUGGAACGACAGAGGGGAGAUGCUUUCCCCAACCUGGCGCGCUCCUUGAUACUCCGACCUGCCAUGCCCCCCCCCCCAAAAAAAGUCAGACGGUAGAGGAUGAUGGGUUCUAUACCAGUGCAUUUAGAGGUGGACAGGUCGGGGACAGCCGCUUCGCAUCUCUCUUGGAGGCUGAAGAGCGGAUGAUGGGUGUUGUAGUGCAGCACCCCUGACUCUUGGAUGCAAGAGGCUGUGCCAUGAAGGUGAAAUUAAAAAAUGUUUUUGUCGUCUAUUUCCUGGUGUCAGUGACUGGCCUCAUGUACGCCUUGCUGCAGUUGGGGCAGCCCUGUGAUUGCAGCCAACACCUGAAGGCUGCUAGCGACCUCAUCCACGCCAAGGAGAAGCGCCUGUCCCAGUUGCAAAGAGAAGUGAAGCGGCUGCAGGGCCUGGAAAAGGUGCUGGGACCGAUAGAAGACACACCGGUGGUCAUCUAUGUGGUCACGCCCACCUAUGCCAGGCUGGUUCAGAAAGCCGAACUGGUCCGGCUCUCCCAGACGUUGAUGCACGUCAAAAACCUGCACUGGAUCGUGGUGGAGGACUCGCCCCGCCGGACCCAGCUAGUCUCCGAGUUGCUGGCCCAAAGUAAGCUGCCUUUCACCCACCUCCAUGCUGAGACCCCCAAGGAGCACCAGCGGAAGGAGACUGACCCCAACUGGCUGAAGCCACGCGGAGUAGAGCAACGGAAUUUGGCCCUGCAGUGGCUGCGCCAGCAUCGCAAGCUGACCGACGCCGGCGUGGUGUACUUUGCGGACGACGACAACACCUACAGCCUCCGCCUCUUUGACGAGAUCCGUUCCACCAAGAGGGUCUCGGUCUGGCCCGUCGGCCUGGUGGGAGGCCUCCGUUUCGAGCGGCCCCUGGUGGAAAAGGGCAAAGUGGCCGGCUUCUACACGGCAUGGAAGCCCAACAGGCCCUUCCCCGUUGACAUGGCGGGCUUCGCCGUGGCCCUGUCGCUGCUGCUGGCCAACCCGGAGGCACGCUUCGACUUGCUGGCCGAGCGGGGCUACUUGGAGAGCAGCCUGCUGCAGUCCCUGGUCUCCAUGGAGGAGCUGGAGCCGAAGGCGGACAACUGCACCAAGGUCCUCGUCUGGCACACCCGCACCGAGAAGCCUAAGAUGAAACAGGAGGAGCUCUUACAGAAGCAGGGACUCGGCUCCGAUCCCCACAUCGAGGUGUGAGACCAGCUCCCAUCCAGGUACCACAAUGGGGGUGGACAUCUUUGCCGGGCUGGAGAGCCCACCCCAGGCUGGAAUGGGAUUGCCUUGUAUAGUUAGAGAGAGAACACAUUAAUUUAUGAAGGCUGAAUCCUGCGCUCACCCAAGCUCUCUUUGUGUGAUGGGGCCGAUGGCCAGGACGCUGCCUUACAGGAAGAGAACUCUAUGACCCAAUAUUUAAAUAAAUCUGGAUGGGGAAAAUGGUUCCCCGGUCCUGGGGAGGGGCUGGGUCCUGUCCCACUUGCUGUGUGCGUCUCUUAGUGUUGUCCUGAAGGCUGCUCUGAUAAUAUGCAUGGGAACCUUAACAAUCCUUCUGUCGAGUUUCAUAGAUUCCCCCCCCCCCCAAGACUCUUGUAACAAAUCUUUUAACAAACCAGGAUUGGCCAAUUCACAUUUUCUUGGGUCUCUCCUAUCUCCUGCGGUGGGAAAAGGCAGUUUUUGCCCAUUUCAGACUUCUGGACUUCAACUCCCAGAAUUCCCCAUCCAGCACGCUUUAAGAUAUGUGGACUUCCACUCCCAGAAUUCCUCAUCCAGGAUACUUUGAGACGACUAGACUACAACUCCCAGAAUUCCCCAGCCAGCUUGCAUGGAAUUGACUACAACUCCCCAAAUUUUCCAGCCAGCAUUCUUCAAGGUAUCUGGACUUCAAUUCCCAUUUAACUUUAUUUAAUUUCUUUACUAAAAUAAAAUAAAAAUUGCAGGGGGCCAUUCUGGGACUUGAAGUUCACACCCCUUAAAGCAUGCUGGGGCUGGGGAAUUCUGGGAGUUGUAGUCAAGGAGUCCACCCGCUUUUUAUAUUGCCGAGGCUGAAAAACACCGCUUUAAAGCAUACUCUGUAAUGGUUUAAUUUCGGGUACAGGGAUGGGCGAAUUCAACCUAAGAUGGUUCUUUAGCAAACCGGGGUUUAUCCGGAUUUGGGAAAACCUUACCAAAUUUUGUCCUUUUUGCCUACGUUUGGGGGGAAAUCACGCUGCUUUCCGCACGCUGCCAUAUUUUACUUUGAUCGUGUUUGCUGUUGGGGUGGCAAACAAAUAGAUUUGUGACAUCGCCUAUCUAGUUUGCCUCCAUCUUUGCUGCGUCCGAACCCGUUUUGUUUCUCGGACGCGCCUGGAAUUACCCAAUCACGGUGAGGUCUACCCGCUUGGAAAACGAACGUAGGAAUGAGAAUCUCCAAUCUGGGGAGGGGUUUAAAUCCUCAGUUUGCCCCAGCUUGAUUGGCACCAGAAGAGACUCACUAAGUGAUCGAAGAACAGUGAAGCUGAAUUUCUUAGCCUGGUGCUGGCCUUCCUCAAAUAAAUGCGCUCAUCGCUUUCCCACACCCAGUUUUUACAACCUUUAACGCUGAGCUAAGGACUUCCAGCAACGAGGUGUGUCUUUGCAACACACUCCGGCCUCACCCAAAACUUUCUCAACACAAAGAGUGUCGCUGUGGACACAUAUUUCAGGAGCCAGAUUCGUUUUUUUCAGCGAUGACUGAAGGAAGGGAUACAAUCCUGGCAGUCUCUUACUUACAACAGGUCCACAUUUAGUGACCGUUCACAGCUACAGCGGCACUGAAAAAAGGGACUUAGCACAGUUUUCCACCCUUAUGCCGUGGUCACGUGAUCAAAAUUCAGAAGCUUGGCAACUGACUCGUCUUUACGACGGUCGCAGUGUCCCGGGGUCACGAGAUCCCCUUUUGCGACUUGACAAACAAAGUCAACGGCGAAGCCGCUUAACAAUCCUGUGACUAAGUUAACAACCAGAGUGAAUCUCUUAUCAACUGUAGCAAGAAAGGUCAUAAAAUGGAGCAAAAGCGACUUAACAACUGUCUGGCUUAGCAACAGAAACUUUGGUCAUAAGUUGAGGCACCCUCUGCAUUGGCCAUUGUUUAUCCCCUUACGCCCUGAUCAACCUCCUCAGCCUGGUGCUAAGCCACAAUUCACAACGCUGGAAUGGCUGACUUUACCUCGCGUCCUCAACCGUCGUGUCCUCCCUUAACGCACGGAGCGUAACCCGAUCGUGGUUUUUAAACCGCAAUUCAUGGCUUAGCGUAGGGCUGCGGCCCUCGCCCAUAUUUGCUUGAGUGGAAAAGCAGAGCAGAAAUUCAAUAAAUCAUGUCGUAAGCUUUUG
Messenger RNA from Crotalus tigris (Tiger rattlesnake), 3370 nucleotides. RefSeq names its product beta-1,3-glucuronyltransferase 3 (gene B3GAT3). The transcript has 6 exons. Gene Ontology annotation, cellular component: Golgi membrane. Gene Ontology annotation, biological process: chondroitin sulfate proteoglycan biosynthetic process; carbohydrate metabolic process. The coding region runs from base 242 to 1222 and encodes 326 amino acids. Lineage: Eukaryota; Metazoa; Chordata; Lepidosauria; Squamata; Viperidae. The record is from RefSeq and is a predicted model, not a curated record. Gene Ontology annotation, molecular function: galactosylgalactosylxylosylprotein 3-beta-glucuronosyltransferase activity.